AUGUCUCAAUUGUCUCUAUUGGACCCUUCAUAUGAUUGGGGUAAUAUCAAUUUCAAUGUAGAACUCACCAAAAAACUCUAUGAAGAAAAAGCUGAAGCUAUAGCUCGAGAGAGGUUCAAUGCAGCCAAAAAGCUUAAAGAAGACAGUCUCGAGUGGUUUCAGAAAAGAGCUUUGGAAAUCGAUCCAGCAGAAGAGUUCAGGAAGAUGGAAUUUGAGCUGUUGAAAAAUCCCAAAACCUAUCUGCCACUGGAAAGUAUGGAGAGCCUCUGUAACGACCAUGAGGCAGUGAGGAAAGAAAGUUCAGAAAGGGUAAUGCAGUUUAUGGGUUUGAGAGAUUACGAAACUGAGAGCAUCUAUUCUAUUGAUCCAAUUUACGACUGUCUAAUGAAGGACCCCAAUCUUCUGACAUGGUUGAAGUUUGCCAAACUGGGCAUCAUGGAAGAUGACAAUCACAGCAUCAACAUCGACUGGAUUGAGGAUGACACUUGCAGUGAUAUUGAGGUUCUGUCAUUUGAAUGUCUGUGGGAUGAUUGGUCCAGCUCUUGGGGAUCUGGCUGGGUUCUGGAGUGUAGCACUGUGUCAGAUUAUGCCUGGGAUAACUGGGACGAUUGGUGUGAGGUGAAGGUCCGAGUGGAUGCCUUUUUUGAAAGAAGGUUGAGAAAGGCAGAAAAGAGGAGGUUCAAUCGUGAACGGUUUUAUCUAGACUGGUUGUUUGGUGAAAGGAAGAGUCGAGGCAGAUCCGAUAAGGAUUCGAGUUCUUCAGAUGGUGAUAGUCUGGUUGGAUUCGGAGCUCACAGGCCAAAGUCUCAGAGGGUGAAGGAAGCCUUCUACGCUCCACUCAAGUGGUUGCAGCCAAAACUAGAGAAGUUGAAGGCCAAGUCUCUGAGAUCGUCGCUUUUUCAGAGAAGCGCCGGAAAGUGCAACCCAGCUUCUGAAGGAUUGAAAGGAGAGCCUAAGGCAGUCUAUGGGUGGAUGAGUUCUGACGAGCUGUCUUCUGAGCUGGGUGGAUUAGAUUCCGGGGAGAUGGCUUUGACUCCGGAGCUGGGGACAUGUGAGCCAGGUUGUUCAAUGAAGUGUUUGUGA
This is a messenger RNA of Candidozyma duobushaemuli, 1083 nucleotides long. RefSeq lists its product as uncharacterized. The transcript has a single exon. The record is from RefSeq and is a predicted model, not a curated record. Bases 1 to 1083 code for a protein of 360 amino acids. Lineage: Eukaryota; Fungi; Ascomycota; Pichiomycetes; Serinales; Metschnikowiaceae.